GCAAUGCAGAUGCUAAAACAGCUUGAAAGUUUUAACUUGUCAUGGAACAAGUGUGUGGGGGAAAAUCUGAAGCAAUUUCUGGAGCCUUUGUCACCUGAUUGCAAACUACAGGAACUCAGACUGAGCAGCUGUAAUUUAACCACUGAAGAUGUGCUACAGCUAGAAUCCGCUUGCCAGCGUGGAGUUCUGUCCCAUCUAAAACAGCUGGAUUUGUCUUAUAAUGGCAGUGUUGGGGAUGGUGGUUGGAUGGCUCUUUUUGGAAAGGCUGCUGCUCUAAAGGGACUGGAGGAGCUGGAUGUCAGCCUGCGACCUUCUGCGUCUCUCUCUGUUUCUCCCUGGCUGCCCGCCUUGUUGGAGGCCCUUCCGCAUCUCUCGUCCCUCACCCAUCUGUCUCUGCAGCACUGGGCUCUGAGUUCAGCUGAGAGAGAGAAGCUGGAAAAAAUACUUUGCAAGAAGAAUGUCAUUCUGGAGUGUGACAAGCUGGCCACGGCCAGGCCGAAGGCAGCAGGUUAAUGAGAAGCAUUUCAUCCACUUCGAAAGUUA
Carassius auratus (goldfish) is the source of this 543-nucleotide messenger RNA. RefSeq names its product leucine-rich repeat-containing protein 31-like. The record is from RefSeq and is a predicted model, not a curated record. Gene Ontology annotation, molecular function: protein binding. Lineage: Eukaryota; Metazoa; Chordata; Actinopteri; Cypriniformes; Cyprinidae. The transcript has 2 exons. Bases 4 to 513 code for a protein of 169 amino acids.